GUACGAGGAAACCCUGAAUUCUCCAGAAUCUUUUGUUGUAUUUUGCAUCUUCAGUAUCAGUUGAUUCGCGCGAAGUCUCCUCCUUCUCCGUUCCAUCUCUUCUGCUUUUCCCGUACUGCAAAGUUAUUUUGACCAGCUCCGAGCAGACUAAAAGUUCGUUUCUGCAAAAGAUAUGGGAAAAGCGUCGCGGGACAAAAGGGAUAUCUACUACCGAAAGGCUAAAGAAGAGGGCUGGCGCGCCAGAAGUGCGUUUAAGCUUCUUCAGAUAGAUGAAGAGUUCAACAUUUUUGAAGGAGUGAAGCGGGUGGUGGAUUUAUGUGCUGCACCCGGUAGCUGGAGUCAGGUCCUGAGUCGUAAAUUAUAUCUUCCAGCCAAAUCUUUGCCCGAUUCCAAGGACAGUGAUCUUCCUCUUAUAGUGGCCAUAGAUUUGCAGCCCAUGGCUCCGAUAGAAGGUGUUAUUCAAGUUCAAGGGGACAUAACCAAUGCUCGCACUGCAGAAGUGGUCAUUAGACACUUUGAUGGUUGCAAGGCUGACUUGGUUGUUUGCGAUGGCGCUCCUGAUGUUACCGGUUUGCACGACAUGGAUGAAUUUGUCCAAUCUCAACUCAUACUCGCAGGCUUAACAAUUGUUACCCACGUUCUUAGGGAAGGCGGAAAAUUUAUUGCUAAGAUCUUCCGUGGAAAGGAUACGAGUCUCUUAUACUGUCAGCUGAAGUUAUUUUUUCCAACAGUAACUUUUGCAAAACCGAAAAGCAGCCGCAAUUCUAGCAUAGAGGCUUUUGCGGUCUGUGAAAAUUAUUCCCCUCCCGAAGGAUUUAACCCGAGUGAUUUGUAUCGUCUCUUGGAGAUGGUGGGAAGCCCUUCGGGUGGAAGUGAUCUCGAUUGCAGUAGUGGGUGGCUUGAAGGACCCAACAAGGUGUACAUCCCCUUUUUGGCAUGCGGGGAUCUUACCGGCUAUGAUUCCGACCGGUCCUACCCUCUCCCCAAAGACGCUGAGGGUUCGUACCAGAGCCUGGACCCGGUCCAGCCCCCCAUUGCACCUCCUUAUCGACGAGCUCUUCAGCUCAAGAAAGCUUCCAACCAAGAAUUAAAGGCUGCGUGACCAAUGUUGCUUUUGGAUGCGUUUGCAAGCACACUCAAAGUGACACCAAUCAAGCUUGUAUUCUGUUUUUAAGGAAAUUUUAAUUUUUGUCAAACAGAAUCCACGGGUUCGAUUACAAUUUUUUGGCAAACCCUUAAAAAAACGUAUGAUUUGAAUUCAAGAAAUUUAAGAUA
Messenger RNA from Tarenaya hassleriana, 1275 nucleotides. Its product is annotated as putative tRNA (cytidine(32)/guanosine(34)-2'-O)-methyltransferase. The transcript has 13 exons. Gene Ontology annotation, cellular component: cytoplasm. Bases 173 to 1102 code for a protein of 309 amino acids. NCBI's taxonomy places the organism in Eukaryota, Viridiplantae, Streptophyta, Magnoliopsida, Brassicales, Cleomaceae. Gene Ontology annotation, molecular function: tRNA methyltransferase activity. Gene Ontology annotation, biological process: tRNA methylation; cytoplasmic translation. The record is from RefSeq and is a predicted model, not a curated record.